Messenger RNA from Stylonychia lemnae, 1842 nucleotides. Lineage: Eukaryota; Ciliophora; Spirotrichea; Sporadotrichida; Oxytrichidae. The record is from the annotation of a GenBank genome assembly.
AUGACUUCUUUGGAACAAUAACCUGAAAAUCUCUUAGAAAUUGAUGAAAAUCAAGCAGAAGAGCUGAUAAAGUAGUAGAAAAUUUAGGAACGCAUGAAUUCAGAGUUUGAAAAAGAAUUGAAACGCAUUUACAAAGAAAUUGACGAUCUUUCAAGUUUGCUGUGGAGUCAUAAGGAUCAGACUUAGCUUAUUCAACGAAGAGACAAUAAAUAAAAGACUAGAUCAAACAUUACGACUGAUGUCAAGGAGGAGAAUCAAAAGUGGGAGAAGGACACAAAUGCCUAGUUUGGCUAUGGAGAAAUCACUAGAGGAGCAUUGACUAAUUUGAUUAGUGUGCUUCAGAGAUCUGAAAGCAUGCUCAGAAUCAAAUUAACUCCAGAGUAGAUUUAGAAACUACCAUUUCCGUUAGAGUCAUAUAAUUUGACAGAAAAGUCUACAUUUCUAGAUAUUGGCAGCGGCUUUGGAAAGCCAGUAUUUCAUGCGAGUAUGUAGGUUUACUGCAGAAGCAAAGGUAUUGAGGUAGUCCCAGCAAGAGUUGCAUUCUGCAUUGAUGAAAAAUAUCAAAUUCUAGAGCAUAAUAAGAAAAAACAAGAAAAAAAACAGAGAGAUCUUGAAAAAUAAAAUUCAAACAGUACCCAAAAAGAGGACAACUAACAAGAAAGUGGUAAUCAGAAUUAAGUGUAAGCAAAAGGAGCAUCGGAAGAAAUGAAAACAGAUUUGAACAAUGUGAACGAUAACUCAAGCAUGAAUAUGAUGGCUCAUUAGGAAAACUUCGAAAUCAGACUAGUCGAUAGCACUUAUUCGUCCACUUACUAGCUUAAUGAAAGAAAUUAACUUCCUAUAGGGGAUGUUAUUAGCCUAAUGACUGGUUCAGUUGAGUCAUUAAGAAGACUUGAAGUAUCUUUACCAUAAUUAAGAUUAUAUGGAAUUGAGUUUGGUGAUGAAUUAGUAUAGAAAUUAAAGAGCAUCAGAAGAGCUAUUGAUAGUAAAUUAGACAAUAGCGAUUUUUCUGUUAACAUCAACAUGAAUAGUAACAGUAUCCUGAGCCUAAAUUAGGCAUAAAUUUCUAGAUUAAAUUAAAACUAAUAAGAUAAGAAUAAAUCUUCAAAGCAAUAAUUAAAUUCGAGUCCACUAUAGAGUGCUAAUACCUCAGCAUCUAGCACUAAUAAACUCAAUCCAUUUAGAAGAGGUAAUAAUAAUGGAGAUACCCUAAAAGCAUACUUUAAGGAUGAUUGGGUUGAUAAAACUGAGUUUGAAGUAUGCGAUGCAGCAAAGCCUAUAGAAAAAUAUGAUAUUGAUGGCAGCGACUAUACUCACAUUUACUCUUACAACAAAGUGAUGAGUGAUAGCGACCGUAGAGGUAUUUGUAAGAUACUAAAUAGAACAAAUUUCAAAAUUAUGGCUUGGUAUUUUGGGCCUGAAAAAACAAAGCAAGAUGGCUUGAGAAAUUUCGAGCUUCUCUACAAGUCACCGAUGCAAUCUACAGGAAAUGAAAAAUUUACCUGCUAUGUUUACUAUAAAACUAAGUUAUUUGAAGCAGGGGUAGAUGACGUUAGUAGUAGUGAGGAAGAUGAAGAUGAAAAUGAGGAAUCAAAAGCAAAGAAAGAUUCACUGAGUGAUGAAGAGGGUGAUGACAACAACCCAGAGUCUGAGAAAAGUGGAGAUUCAUCUUCAGAUGAAAUUGAGGAUGGAACAGCUAAAAAGAGUUCUUAGUAAAAACCUAAGAAAAAGAGAAAAGGGAAGAAAGGAAGAGGCAGAUGGGGUAAGAGGUAAGGACAGAGUAUUACAAAAUUAGAGAGUGAAGUAAGACCUACUAAAAAGUAAAAGAAGUAAUCGAAAUGA